This is a messenger RNA of Pocillopora meandrina, 4652 nucleotides long. The record is from the annotation of a GenBank genome assembly. Lineage: Eukaryota; Metazoa; Cnidaria; Anthozoa; Scleractinia; Pocilloporidae.
UCGCAAAUUUGGAGUUUGUAAGAAGUCGUACGGAUAAUAGCAACGGGGCUCGCAGAAUCAAAAGCGAAUUUUUCUUCAAUUCUACAAUUUGCAAGUAAUCUUCUUGGGUUAAGAACUCACCAUAAAGGAAAGAAACGGUAAAAGGCGAAGGAUUGAGGAUUGUCUCGUUGUGUUUCUUACGGUGGGAAAGCAUGGAUUUUUUACUCUUCACUUUCGUUGGUGAAUUUAUGCACUUCAUUCAGUGAAUCAGUCCGCGUGUUGUCGAAGCAAUAGAGAUGGAAGGCUCUCCCUCGAAAUUAACAAAGGCAAAGACAACUCCAGUUAUAAAGUCUGUAAGCACUUUGAAUGAAGAGUUGAUGUCAAGAAGAAGAGGUGAAAUUAUGCCUGUAACGAGUGCGCAGUUAAGGUAGGAAAAAUUUGCAAAGGAAUGCUUUGUUAAUUUGAGCGCAUCAUGAUGAUCUGGAGUGAGUGCCGAAAAGCCAGCGUCUUAGCGUCUAACAAACCUUGCAGUAUUGUAAAAACAAUGCCCAUAAAAUCUAUAGAAUCGACGAUGUUAUUUAUGUCAUGGUAAUUCUAUACAUCGCAGUAAAAGAUUUUACAUGCAUAUUCCUACGUUUUAUAUAUCAGAUAUUUUAAUUUCACAACAAAUUGAGUACGGAGCACACUCUAACAGAAAUUCAAAUUUGUGGAAGAAGAGACCGCAAUGCGGCGAAGUGUGCUUUGCGAUGAACGAGGAAACGACGGUCACUUUACUCUUUACUCCAAAAAAUGCACGGAGAAGGGAGUUUGAAAUUCCCUUCAGCAAACCCGACUCACGGUCGUGUUCCGCAGCUGUGGUUUAUUAAAUCAGUGAGCAGUACGUUUCGUGCUCGUAACAACUGCUUGUAAUCGUAAAAUUAGAAUGCGUCUUACUGAGGUAUCGUGCGAACGUGAUUUUCAGGUCCUAUCCCAUAAUAAUGAUAACUAUAAUAGGCGUCUCUUGAAAAGUUGUCACAUGACAGACAUUAUUAUUUACCGUAUUGCUUGCCUGUUAGGUUGGACUCCUAGUAUCAAACGAAUACUGCUUUCAUUUUCAUUUCUGUUUUACGGUCGUAUUUUUCUCGGGCAGGUCUACUAGCGUUCAACGACAUGUUCGAGCACAACUUGUAACCUUACGAUAUUAGAUCAUCGCCAAAUUUUUCGAGCCGGCAGGAACAACGUGAUAUAAAAGGUUUCUUACGUCAGUGUCAUACGAAUAAAAUAUUAUUCCUGUUUUUUCUUUUGACACGUGAUUCAAGGAGAAUUCUCGAUUGGGUUAUAUCGAUGAAUUAACCCUCGCGUGGGGGCGCUUCGAAUAACUGCCCGAAAUCGUAAAACAACGAAAUCCAAUAGUUCAAAAUAUCCGAAAGAGGCAAACAGAUAGCUAAAAUUGAGGACAGUUUUAGAAUUUAGGUCGACUAUUUCUAUGGUACAAUAUGCAAGUCCGUCAGGCGUGAAAAGGACCCUCUUGAUUCCGCUGAAACGCGGUUCCGAGGUAGAAUAUGUAGCAAGCGGUAAAGUCUUCUGCCAAAUUAAACAAGUUCCUACAACACAGACGACCUUGGAACAGAGGGCAAAGUUUCCGAUGUCGGCUUGACGAGAUAAAGUAACGACGUGAAGUAAUUAAAUCAAAACGAAAAAAUAUAAAUAUAAUUCGACGACGAGUUGAGGAGAAUCGUCGAUCUAUUUUUAUUCUACUGAAAAGAUAUAGCUUUUUUUUUAAAAGCUAAUGUCAUUGGUAAUGGUCGUCUGAAAUCAGUCAUUUCUGAAAGAUAGAUUGUGAAUAAGUCUGUUGAAAUUUGUUCUUGUUAGAAGACUGGCCUUAGCAAUGUGCAAUGUGAGAUUCUUCGGACGAUGUGUACAACUGAUAUUAUCAGGACAAUGGUAGAGAUAUUUAAAACUAAUAAUCACAGUCAAUAAAUUGAAAGGGAUUUAGCUUAAUAGUGCGAAGGCGGUUAUAUUAAUACUUUGCUAAACGCAUAGUUAAUGACGAAGAACAAUGGUAUCUACUAAACAAACAUUUUUUGUUAACAAAAACUUCGCCAUAGCAAAUGGAAUUUUCUUUAUCGCUCCCAACCCUCCCUCCCCUGUUCCGCUCAUAGGCCUCUGCUUUGAAAUAUAACCGUUUUUAGAACUCGAUAUCGGUUAUAUCACUUAGAUUCACUACGAGAUAUUGAUAACCUGCGAGUAGUAAUCGAAAAAAGUAACAUCAGUUUUUACCGCUGCGAUUUGGUACUUUAAACCCAGGUAGCAUCAUGGUUCUGUAUUCUUUUAAGACAUCAACAAUAUUUAGACCUUCCAUUUAGGUCUGACAUGCACGGGUUUCUUACAGUAAUUACACUGCUAGGGAAGGAAUAUCUUGCAACGCACGAACCACACCUGGUUCUAAUUGAUCGUUCUCUCACAGUCCACAGGGAGCGGUUACCAAGGCGAGUUGUAGUGGUGAAUUGUUAAUCAAUGGUCAGUCUCGUUCAUCAACAGCAAGGACGGUUGUGCGCCCUCCACUCAUAGAUGAAAGUCUUAUCGCUGAUGAUAAUGAAGGACUUCCCCUGAUCUCUGCUGUGUAUUCAUUGGCAGCGAAUGGUGAUCAAGAUGGCGGUGAGGCCUCCGCUAUCCAGGGAAUGUCAGUGAGAGGAUCCAAAUUAGACUCUUCAAAGAAGAGCUCGCCGCAGAUUAUUAAGACACAGAGGGUCGUGUCUCCAACGCCGAGUUCUCCCUCUAGAAAUCGUCUCAGCGAUGCAACUGAAGUUAAACAAGUGUCAAAAUUCAAAACAAUUAACGAGUCUACGGAAUUGAACGAAAGAAAAACAAGUCCACGUCCUCUGGAUGAUGGUGAAAGAAUACAUCCUUCUGUAGCCAAUUCUGUUACUAAAACUCACUCAUCGGCAAACGUCAUGCAGCUUGUAAAGCUAGUUGACAGUGUCCAUAAGCAAGUGUCUCCUUCACGUCAGUCGUUGACUUCCGCAUCUGCGAAUGGCCAAUCAGCAUCCGUGUCACCAACUAGUUUAACGAGCUCUUCUCUGGUUAAACCGGUAACGCAGCCAAGACAGAUUGCGAUGAAACCACCACCAACAUCGACUUCUAUAGUGUUGAACCUUAAACCAGGUGAAGCGUUACCCAAGGCAAUCAACGUCCUUGGUCCAGACGGGAAAACUGUUGUCGUGCUAUCGUUAACCGGCGAUGGGGGGAAACCUUUUUCGUCACAAGUAUCGCAAAGUGGCGGAAGGAUUGUAAUUCCAUUACCGGCAAAUGUAUCUCCGAAACAGGGUACAGUUGUGAACAAGGUUGUCGGUGCAUCUAGCGGGAAAGUCCCCAUUGCGCCUCAUCCUGGGAGAGCAACUGUGUUGUCACCCAAAUCGGGAAACUCUUCACCUUUGCCUCCAUCGGCCUCGGACUCUUCACUGUUGCAAAAAACACCCAUUACUCGUACUGAAAAUGGUGCAACGAGGACGUCUCCCUCCAACGACAUUUUAAACUUGUCUGAAACGCGGCCACCUGUCAUAGUUGAAAGUCAAAAUCCAGAGAGUGUAUCUCAAGGGGACAGUAAAGGAUUAUCCGCAACUAAAGAGUCUAACCCGUCAGCGGUGGCUUCGCCCGAGGCAACGCCAACGCCAUCGACUUCGACAGGAGAAAAGCAAGAAGGGCUCAGUCCUCAUGAAGCAAGAAUCCACAGACUUAAAGAACUCAUUAAAGCGCAAGAGGAAGCUGUUAAUAAACUUCGGGAGAAAAGGCGUUUAGAAAUUGAACGAAUCAGGAACGAUUCAACUUCAUCACCUGAAAACGAGAAUGAUACGUUUAAACCUGAAAGACCACCUUUAGUGGAACAGAAAAGUUCGUCGAGUCCUUUCGCUGUGCCACUUCCGCCUAAGAAAAGAAUCAGAGAGCAAGAUACUAGCGUUAAGACCAAACUGCCGAAGUCAACGGAAUCUUCGGGGAUAUCGAAUGAAGGAGCCUUUAUUCCGAACGGCGAUGAUAAAUCUUUCGUUCAAUUAGUUGGGCUGGAAAACGUGGUCAAUAACAUAAAAUAGUAAAAUGUUUUUGACACCGUGAUCGGCCAACCCUGGUUUACUUAUUGACCCGUUCCUGGUGAAAAAUUCAGUUAAAUAACUGGGGAAAAAAGCUAAAAUGACCUCCACAUUGACGCUAUUUGGCGUACUCACACUACUCUCUGCAAUAAGUUUGGCUUUAUUGAAAUUUUUAUAGGGAGCUAAAAACUAAAUGGUUUGUUUAAUCGCCUUGAACUUUUAAUUUGGGCUUUUUAGAGCUCCAAAGUUGCGUUCCACAUUCUCGCAUUAUAAAAGUCAGUUUCCAAAGUUGCAAAAAUCAGUAGCUUUGGUAAUAAAAUGAUUGAAUGGAAAUUUGCUUCAAUCGCAGUUUUUAAGUUAUUACUAAUAUGUAUAUAUAUAUAUAAUUUUUUUCCACUGUGUUCGAUUUGCACUAAAAGUUUUGUCGUGCAGAAUAUUGAACUCAUCGAUUCAAAAUUUCAAUAGCAUUGGGUGUAAUGGCGUAAGAUUAACAGAGUAGAUGCACUCAAAGGGUGUAUUCAAAAUGAAGUCUUUUUAAAUUAGAUAAAUUACUUGUUUCUGAAUGAGUUACGCUUAUCUUACAUUUACAACCAUCAACGAAUAACAGAG